AUCUUAAAACUCUCUGACUUCUUCUUCUUCUUCUUCUUCUUCUUCCUCUUCUUCUCUGUUUUCAUAUCAUUUCAUUUCCUUCCCUUUGUUUUUUAUGCUAACUUUUUCUCACCCAACAAAAAGUGUCUCUUAAUCAUAUAUUAUCUUCAAGAUAUUUUGAUUACAAUGCCUGCGACAGAUUACCAGGGUUCGUUUCUCGGCCGAAUUAGUAUUCGCCGGAACCAAGUCAUGUCCAUGGAGGGAAACCACGAACAAGAACUCGAAGACCUGGAGCUUUUUCAGAAACACGUGGCUGAUCGUUUCGCUGAUUUGUUACCACCACAACCGUCGGAUGAAACCCACACCGACCCUCUUCUCUCAAUCUCUUGGCUUCGUAAACUCCUGGACGCGUUCCUCUGUUGUGAGGCUGAAUUUAAAGCUAUUUUGAUCAUGGGUCGUGAGACAUCUCAGAUUUUGAAGCCACCUCUCGAUCGCUUGAUCCCUGAACUGCUUGAAAGAACGGUGAAAGCUUUAGAUAUUUGUAAUGCGAUCACCAACGGGAUUGAGUCCGUGAGACACUAUCAAAAAUUGGCUGAGAUUGCGGUCACUGCCCUGGAGAAUAAACCAAUUGGUGAUGGGCAAAUUAAGCGAGCUAGGAGAGCGUUGAAUUCGUUGGUAACUGCAAUGACUACUGAGGACAAAGACGGGAACAAUUAUACGAGAACUUGGUCUUUUGGACGCCGAGGUGCUGCUUCAGGGAAUAAUAAAGUCACGGGUCAAUUGAGAUCACUUUCUUGGUCCGUGUCUAGAAACUGGUCCGCAGCGAGACAGAUUCAUGCUUUGACAACAAACCUUGUGGCUCCACGAGGCGGCGAGUCGUCAAGUUUGGCUUCGACGGUUUAUGUAAUGAGUACUGUUAUGUUGUUUGUGAUGUGGGCUAUAGUGGCUGCGAUUCCUUGUCAAGAGAGGGGCGGAUUGGCUACACACUUUCCUGUGCCUAAACAAUUGGCUUGGGCUCAGAGUAUGAUUGUUUUGCAUGAAAAGAUUGGCGAGGAAUGGAAGAAGAAAGAAAAGAAAGGAUCAGCUGGGUUGCUUGAUGAGAUGCAAAAGAUGGAGAAAUUGGGCCAGUCUUUGAUUGACUUUACUGAUAACUUUCAGUUUCCUGCGGAAGAUGAGCGGGUGGAGGAGGUGGCUACACAAGUGGCGGAAUUGGCGGAGACUUGCCGGAAAAUGCAGGAUGGUUUGGUUCCUUUACAGCUCCAGAUUAGGGAAGUGUUUCAUAGAAUGGUUAGAAGCAGAACCGAGAUUCAUGACUUGUUGGAGUCAAAUGGGAAACUUUCCGCACCCAUGGUAUAAAGAUGUGCUGGGGUUUCUUCUGGGUCGAAUUCUGUGGAAAAAAAAAAGAUGUCUUGAUGAGCUCUCUUCAAUGUAGAAAAAUCAUUGAGGCAAUAUAUUGUUCCCAGGUUCAAGGUAUAAACAUGGCUACUUUGAGUCUGCGAUGUGGAUUUGGAUUCAGGUUCAUCUUGUUAGAGUUUAGCUACUAAAGUUGUGGAGAAAUAUGCAUUUCCAAAUGUGAAAUGUAGUGUUUUUUGUUUUAUUUAUUUAUUUAUUUUUAUUAACCGCUUAAGUACAGAAACUUUUCUCUUCAGAGAAAUGUAUAUAGAUUAGUCAUAAAUCUUUGUACUUCAAAGUUAAUUAAAAAGGAAGUUCUCCAAAUUCAGAAUGCGG
Messenger RNA from Pistacia vera, 1707 nucleotides. RefSeq lists its product as uncharacterized. Lineage: Eukaryota; Viridiplantae; Streptophyta; Magnoliopsida; Sapindales; Anacardiaceae. Bases 166 to 1335 code for a protein of 389 amino acids. The record is from RefSeq and is a predicted model, not a curated record. The transcript has a single exon.